Molecule: messenger RNA, 297 nt
Organism: Knipowitschia caucasica
Lineage: Eukaryota; Metazoa; Chordata; Actinopteri; Gobiiformes; Gobiidae
Source: the annotation of a GenBank genome assembly
AUGGUACUGGCAGAGGCCGACAGAGACUCCAGGAGAGACUGUCGUAGUGUCAGGGUGGUGAGGGGCCUUGCCGCGUCCCUGUGCUCUGCCGGUGUGUACACAGCCGCGUCCCUGUGCUCUGCCGGUGUGUACACAGCCGCGUCACGCAAGCCACACUUGCGAGGCCACAAACCUCUGUGUUCAAACAGCUGUGAGCUCAGAGCGACCAGGACCAAGCCUUUGUUCAAACCACUCAAAGAGCUGGAGAUGCCCUGGGAGGCUCGGGGGCAGCUGGAGGACCUUCUCCUGUUGCUCUAA